Messenger RNA from Boleophthalmus pectinirostris (great blue-spotted mudskipper), 7702 nucleotides. RefSeq names its product ATPase phospholipid transporting 11B (putative) (gene atp11b). NCBI's taxonomy places the organism in Eukaryota, Metazoa, Chordata, Actinopteri, Gobiiformes, Gobiidae. The transcript is spliced from 30 exons. Gene Ontology annotation, biological process: phospholipid translocation. The coding region runs from base 255 to 3743 and encodes 1162 amino acids. Gene Ontology annotation, molecular function: ATP binding; magnesium ion binding; ATPase-coupled intramembrane lipid carrier activity. The record is from RefSeq and is a predicted model, not a curated record. Gene Ontology annotation, cellular component: trans-Golgi network; endoplasmic reticulum; plasma membrane.
GCGCAGCUCACCGGGUCUCCUCUGUGCUCUCCUCCGUCUGCCACUUCUGCUGCGAGGAUCAUCCGCAAACCAUCUCUAAAGCAUGGGAUUCCGUCUGCGGACAUUGACGUGGAGCAAAUGCGCUGCGUAAUGCGCCUUGGAGAGCGUCCUUGCGGGGGGAAUAUUCAUGUUUUGGAUCGGUUUUGUUGGAGGAGCAGCUAGUUGCUAGUGCUGGGCUAGCGCUGUGCUGCUGGCUGCUACUGAUCUGCGCGAAGAUGCUACGGUGGAUACGACAGCAGCUGGGUGUAGAUCCGCCCCAUCAGAGUGACACCAGGACUGUUUACGUGGCCAAUCGUUUCCCCCAAAAUGGACACUACAUCCCCCAGCGCUUCGCCGACAACCGCAUCAUCUCAUCCAAGUACACAAUCUGGAACUUUGUCCCCAAGAAUCUGUUCGAGCAGUUCAGAAGAAUCGCCAACUUCUACUUCCUCAUCAUCUUCCUGGUGCAGUUGAUGAUCGACACGCCCACGUCACCUGUCACCAGUGGACUCCCUCUCUUCUUUGUCAUCACCGUCACCGCCAUCAAACAGGGCUACGAGGACUGGCUCAGACACAAGGCCGAUAAUGAGGUGAACGGGGCUCCAGUGUACGUGGUGCGCAGUGGAAGUCUGGUCCAAACUAGAUCCAAAAACAUCCGGGUGGGGGACAUCGUGCGUGUGGCUAAAGACGAGACUUUCCCUGCCGACCUGGUGCUCCUGUCCUCAGAGCGACCUGACGGCACCUGUCACAUCACCACGGCCAGUCUGGACGGGGAAACCAACCUCAAGACUCAUUACUCUGUGGCAGAGACCUCUGUGUGUCAGUCGGUCUCUCAGCUCGAGUCUCUGCAGGCCGUGGUGGAGUGUCAGCAGCCAGAGGCCGAUCUGUACAGGUUUGUUGGUCGUAUCACAGUGACUCAGCAUGGGGAGGAGAUCGUCAGACCGCUGGGCCCCGAGAACCUGCUGCUGCGAGGAGCCAGGCUGAAAAAUACCAAAGAAAUUUAUGGUGUGGCGGUCUACACGGGGAUGGAGUCUAAAAUGGCCUUGAACUACAAAUGCAAGUCCCAGAAGCGCUCGGCAGUGGAAAAGUCGAUGAACUCCUUCCUGAUCAUUUACCUGGGCAUUCUUCUGACGGAGGCCAUCUUGAGUACCAUCCUGAAGUACGCGUGGCAGAGCGAGGACAAAUGGGACGAGCCUUUUUACAACCAGAAGACGGAGCAGGAGCGGAACAGCAGCCCGAUUCUGAAGUUCAUCUCAGACUUCCUGGCGUUCCUGGUCCUGUAUAACUUCAUCAUUCCCAUCUCUCUGUACGUUACCGUGGAGAUGCAGAAGUUCCUGGGUUCUUUCUUUAUCGGGUGGGACCUGGACCUGUACCACGAGGAGAGCGACCAGAAGGCUCAGGUCAACACCUCUGACCUCAACGAGGAGCUGGGACAGGUGGAGUACGUCUUCACAGAUAAGACAGGAACUCUCACAGAGAACGAGAUGCAGUUUCGGGAGUGUUCCAUAAACGGGACUAAAUAUCGAGAGGUGAACGGAAAACUGGUGCCAGAGGGUCUGACCGAGGACUCACCGGACGGCUCCAAUCCAAACAUGGCUGGAGAGGAGCUGCUGUUCCUCAAAGCUGUGGCCUUGUGUCACACGGUUCAGAUCAGCUACGAUCAGCCCGACUGCACUGUCCCAGGAUCAGACCCUUUCUCUCACGUCAACGGCUUCUCUGCAAAUCACAUGGAAUACUACGCCUCCUCCCCCGACGAGAAGGCCCUGGUGGAGGCUGCAAAGAGAAUCGGAGUAACCUUCACCAGCAGCAACGGAGACACGGUGGAGGUCAAAACGUUCGGAAAGAUGGAAAAGUUCAAGCUCCUCCACGUUUUAGAGUUCGACCCAAACAGAAGAAGGAUGAGCGUCAUUCUACAGACUCCAGCAGGAGGACAGAUCAUGUUCACCAAGGGAGCGGAGUCGGCCAUUUUGCCUUUCACCAGCAGCGGGGAGAUGGAGAAGACGAGACUGCACGUCGACGAGUUUGCUUUGAAAGGCUUGCGCACCCUGGUGGUGGCCUGCCGUCACUUCAGCCCAGAGCAGUACUCCGAGGUGGACAGACGUCUGAACGCGGCACGCACCGCUCUGCAGCAAAGAGAAGAGAAGCUCCAAGAGGCUUUUAACUUCAUCGAGAGGGACCUGCACCUGCUGGGAGCCACUGGGGUCGAGGACAAACUCCAGGACAAAGUGCAGGAGACCAUAGAAGCCCUGCGACUGGCUGGGAUCAAAGUAUGGGUGCUGACUGGGGACAAACACGAGACGGCGGUCAGUGUGAGCCUGUCCUGCGGCCACUUCCACAGAACCAUGAACAUCCUGGAGCUCCUGCAGCAGAGGUCUGACAGUGAGUGUGCGGAGCAGCUACGCAGGCUGGCACGAAGGAUAAAGGAGGACCAUGUGAUUCAGCACGGCCUGGUGGUGGACGGGGCCAGUUUGUCUCUGGCUCUGAGGGAACAUGAGAAGCUCUUUAUGGAAGUGUGUAAGAACUGCUCUGCUGUGCUGUGCUGCCGGAUGGCCCCUCUGCAGAAGGCAAAGGUGGUGCGUCUCAUAAAAACGUCCCCAGAGAAACCCAUCACUUUGGCUGUAGGUGACGGAGCUAAUGAUGUCAGUAUGAUACAAGAGGCCCACGUAGGCAUCGGUAUUAUGGGUAAAGAGGGGAGGCAGGCCGUGAGAAACAGUGACUAUGCAAUCGCCAGGUUUAAGUUCCUGGCCAAACUUCUGCUGGUGCACGGACACUUCUACUACAUUCGGAUAGCAACUCUUGUACAGUACUUUUUCUACAAGAAUGUGUGUUUUAUCACUCCCCAGUUUUUAUACCAGUUCUUCUGUCUGUUUUCACAACAAACCCUGUACGACAGCGUGUACCUGACGCUCUAUAACAUCUGCUUCACGUCUCUGCCCAUCCUGGUCUACAGCCUGUUUGAGCAGCCUGUGCACCCCCAUGUGCUGCAGAGCAAACCAGCCCUGUACAGGGACAUCAGCAGAAACUCCAUGCUGUCGUUCCAGACCUUCCUGUACUGGACUGUGCUGGGCUUCUGUCACGCCUUUGUGUUUUUCUUUGGCUCCUACAUCCUGAUGGGAGAAGACACCAGCCUCAUGGGGAACGGACAGAUGUUUGGAAACUGGACAUUUGGGACGCUGGUCUUCACUGUCAUGGUCAUCACUGUCACAUUAAAGUUGGCGUUGGAGGCUCACUUCUGGACCUGGAUGAACCAUUUUGUGACGUGGGGCUCCAUUGCGUUUUACUUCAUCUUCUCGCUGUUUUAUGGAGGCAUCAUCUGGCCGUUCCUGCACACACAGGACAUGUACUUCGUCUUCGUGCAGCUCCUGUCCAGCGGCUCUGCCUGGUUCGCCAUCUUCAUCAUCGUCAUCACCUGCCUCUUCCCUGACGUCAUCAAGAAGGUGUUCUACAGACACCUGAAGCCCACCAACACCCAGAAGAGCCAGCCUCUAUCAGCCUCCCAGGCGCCGUCCCUCAGCUGUAUGGAGUCCCUGUGCUGCUACCAACAUGGGCAGAGCGGCUGUACCCGCCUGGUCCGCCUCCUGGAACAAGUGACAGGCCAGUGCCAGAACAGCGCCCCCCACUGUCCAACUGUGGGACGACACAACAGAUCAUGGAGCGAUCCCGAGAAUUUCUCCAACGACAGAAGCAUCCUGACGCUGUCCCCCAUCGAAGCCACGCACUGCUGAAGCCGACGCGCAUAUCUCCAGUGUGAACAACAACAGAAGAAGAAGAAACAGCAGAACAUUUAACAUCCAAGAAGCAAUAAUACAACAGAUUUUUGAUUGAGAUUUUCACAUCUGACAGUUUGCCAAAAUGUACAUUUUUAAGAUGAGAAACGAAGUGGGAUUUGGUGGCAUUUAAAAGUUUGAGUAAAAUUGCUGGUACGCUUUUUCUUUUUCUUUUGUUUUUGUUAUAUUGAAAUUUAUUUAUUCAGCAAGACAGUUUCAAGUCUAAUUCAGAAUCCUGUCUGAUCUUGGUUAAUUUAAAAUGCUGGAAACAAAUUACUAAUAAACCUUAAACGCGCUGUACCUGAUUUUUAUUGCGUUAAAGCAUAAAAAAACAGAAGUAGUUCAUUUGAAACAGUUUACAUUGUUCCGAAGUUACUCCUCACUUACCUUAUUCACUCAGUCUCUGUCUCCAUGGAGAUGUUAUUGCUUUAUCUGGAAUAUGCCACAAUCUGGUAUUAGAUUUAUUAAUCUAUGUCCAUAAAAACAAGAAUGUGAUGCCACCAAACCAAGUUAGAGACCAGAUCUAUGGAGGGUAGGGUGUGCAAAAAUACUGAAAUAUUGAUAUAUCGUAUUGUUUAACGUGAAGAUACAGUUUUGAUAUCACGGGCUGCUGUAUCGAUAUAUCACCAAGAGUAUUUCUUGGUGUAUUUACCGUAUUUUUCAGACUAUAAAGUGUACUGGAUUAUAAGGAGCAUUAAGGAAAACAAACAGGCGACACUUGAAACUGAUCCUUAGUCCAGGUGUCCAUGAUCCACUGGCAGAUCGUGGUGUUACUUGCCCAGCAUUGCCUCAGGUCUUAGUGAAUGUGGAUUAUAAAUGUUAAUAUGCGUAGAUAAUUUGAAGUUUGGAUUUUUAUUUCCUACGAGCAGGACUCAAAUAUACAGUAAAAAUGUGUAACUAAGUAACAAACUUUAAACUAUCGCCAUGGCUCAUUUGCAUAAACUAUAAGCGCUGAAAAAAACAGCUCGAUCCUUGUGCGCUGAUGCAGUUCAGCUUCUGUCGGACAAAAGGACACGACUCCUCGAGGCUCCUGACUACAGUAGCUGUAAUGCUUUGACAUUCCAUCAAGCAGUGCUGCUUCAUAGUUUACCAAAGUUGUACUAAAACAUUUUGACGGAUUUUUUAGCUCUGUGUAUCACAUAAAAUCGGUUUGAGGUCAGUAAGCACAACCAGAAUGAAUACACACGGUGCACUGUCAAUUUUUGAGAAAAUUAAAGGAUUUUAAGUGCGCCUUAUAGUCCGAAACAUACGGUAACUAAAUUAUUUUGUUACAGCGCUACAGUUUUGUUGCUUUUUUAGUGGAAGGAAACACGUUUAUGCUGCACAUUUGACAUGUUCACUCCUUUGAUGAGUAAAAUGUUUAUUAAUUUUACACAAGAAGUGACUUGACAAAGGUUUUUAGUAUCAUAGCCACAAUUUAGCCAUUAUUUUUUAUUGAACCAUAUCAAAACGAUUUGAAAUAUAUCGAACUGAAUCGAAAGCUCACUGUAUCGAGGUGUGUAUCGUAUCGUCAACUUCUUAAUGAUACUCAGCCCUAAUGGAGAUGUGACCACGCCCUCAGUCAAAAUGCAUGUUUUUGAAUGUAUUUUUGAGUUAUAAAAACAACUUUAAUUGAACGAAUGCAAGAUGGAAACUUUUCAUUGCGUCCUGUGGAAUAUUCCAGACAAAGCAAUAACAUCAACAUAGAGACAAUAAGGUGGCGGACCCUCCCCACAAAAGUUACAUAAAAGACUUUAUAAAAAUAUAUUAAGCACCGUAUGAAAUGACUCAUAUUAGAUUCUAAAUUUGAUUACUUGCUUUUCUUUUCAGUUUUGUUUAAAAGUUUGAUGAUUCAGCUUUAAAUGCCUCUAAAUCCCACACUCUUUGCAUCAAACUCCUUCAAUCUUGAAUCAUCAUCGACCGACUACAACAACAGAAAUGUUGUGUUUUUGAAUUUGCACAAGGAAAGUAGCAGCAGGAAACAAACUCGGAAAAACUUAUGAAACUUUUUGAAAAUCCCGAGUUUUAUUUUGACUGAAAGGGAAAAAAACUGGAAACUCUCGUAGCUCGUUUCCUUUCGCAGUUUUCAUCUCCUCCUCCUCCUCCUCGUUACCAAAGACCGAAGCGUCGCAACUGGAUUCUGACAGAACUACUUUCCAUUUAGUGCCUCAUUUGUACAGAAAGAGUUGUUCAUCGGAGUGAAGUCUUACGGGUGGAGCUGCUUCCCUGUUUAACUCUCUGGACCUGGAUCUCAUUGGUCCGUUUAAAGCCAUAUAUUUUCGACGUAUAUAUUUUUUUGAAGGUACUAGACGCUGAUGUUGAGAUUUCCAGUUUAAUUUGUUCAUUUUGCUGUUCCCCCAAAAAGCAUUGCAAUGUUAAAACAGAUUGGAAAAUGACUCUGUUUUCUCAAAGGGCUCAUAUUACGCUGUUUUCUGAUCGCUUUCCUCAUCCCUCACAGACCUGGAGUUGUGUUUUUGUUUUGUUUCAUUCCCACAUGUUUAAGACACGGAUGCAGAUUUGUCUCGAACAGAAAACACUCUAUUCCACCUUGUGAUGUCAUGUAUUAAUACAGGAGGUGCUCCGGUGGGUUUUUAAACUACAUACAUCUUUACCAGAAUCAUUUGGAGGAUUUUAGCUCUGGAAUUGACCUGGAAUUAGUGUGACCAGAUUUCUCUAUUUCCCCGGGACGGUCCCAGUUUUGAGCGUCCCCAUCCCAGCAGAUUUAUACAAAACCAUUGAUUGAUUUGUGCAUUUUAUACAAAAAAUGUCCCAGUUUUAUACAAGAAACAUCCCAUGUGUCCCCUGUUUUGUCCCUUUUUGACCAAUUUGAGACUUGCCAGCAGUAAAAAAGACGUAUAAAUUGUAAUGGUAACACUUUAUAAUAACCACAUUAUUUAGCCUUAAUAAAGCAUGAACAAAAACUUAAUUAAUAAUGAACAAAGACUUAAUUAAUAAUGAUUCAUGCUUAGUAAAUGCUUAAGAAAAGAUAAUUAGUCUUCACUUUAGAAAAGCUCUCAAAAAGACUUACAGACUAACAGAUAACAGCUGCCUGAAUGAUCAUUGUAUUGCAUUAUUAGUAAAUCAUUCUCUCAUAGUUUACUAAUGAUUAAUAAAUGCUCAAAUGGUUAGUUCAUGAGUAAUUAAGUAUGAAAUAAUUAUGAGUAACUAUUUACAGCACAGGCAAAUUAAGUGCAAGUGCUAAUUAAGGUAGUAAUUAAGUAGUUACUAAGCGUGAAUCAUUAUUAAUUCUUUGUUCAUGAUUAAUUAAGUCUUUGUUCAUGCUUUAUUAAGGCUAAAUAAGGUGUAGUUAUUAUAAAGUGUUACCAUUGUAAUUUGUUUAGCUUAAAUACAGAAAAGCUGCUUCAAAAUGACCAAAACACAAAGAAAAUGUGACUAUACUGACUCACAUUUCCUGAAUAAAUCCGGAAUCGGCUGAGUGCAGAAUAAUUUUCUUUAAUUACACACUCGUUUCACUCGUUUUAUUAUUACCAGCCGCCACAAACCAGGGGAUGUCCCAGGUUUUGAUUCUGAAAAUCUGGUCACCCUGCUUGGAAUUUCUAUUGAACUCAAGGUAAAACGAGCUGUUCACUUCAAAAUGACCACUUUAUGACAUCACAAAGUGGGACAGAGCAUUUUGACUAAUAAUAAAGAGUUAUUCAAACAUGUGAUUGAAACAAAACAUAACUCCAGGUCUGUUUUUGAGGAGGUAACAACAUUAAACAUGACUUAAAGCUCAAAAGAGUCCAUUUUGCGUAAUACAUGUCCUUUAAAGAAACACUGUGUAACUUUUCUGGUAGAGUUCACCUCCUACGUUCAUGUGUUGUUUUAGGAGAAACUAUUAUUACUUUUACCUGGACAUGUUUCAGGCGCCCGCAGCUGGAAACAUAUCAUUUUGUGUUUUAUUUUUCAUUUAAAACCAUCGUCACAUUCAUCUCCAA